This is a messenger RNA of Acanthopagrus latus (yellowfin seabream), 4143 nucleotides long. It is a transcript of the gene taf5l, whose product is annotated as TAF5-like RNA polymerase II, p300/CBP-associated factor (PCAF)-associated factor. Gene Ontology annotation, molecular function: protein binding; transcription coactivator activity. Bases 197 to 1999 code for a protein of 600 amino acids. NCBI's taxonomy places the organism in Eukaryota, Metazoa, Chordata, Actinopteri, Spariformes, Sparidae. Gene Ontology annotation, cellular component: histone acetyltransferase complex; nuclear protein-containing complex. Gene Ontology annotation, biological process: regulation of DNA-templated transcription. The transcript is spliced from 5 exons. The record is from RefSeq and is a predicted model, not a curated record.
GAAAGCCAGGCGGACAAGUCGAUUACCGAUAGCUGUUAACCAUCAAAGAUGAAAGCCGCGAGCUAGCUAACCUAGCAUGAUUUGAUGGAGGCUGACCGGUGGGCGGAAAACCACGAUGGAGCGGCAACGACAGGCAGCGGCGUAGCUUUAACUGGAAACUGAGCAGCACUAAGGCCUCAUCAGCUUGCAUACAGUCAUGAAGCGGGUUCGCACUGAGCAGAUCCAGUAUGCCGUGGCUCAGUACCUGAAGCGGAGGCAGUAUGUGGACACUGAUGGUUCCUUGAAGGGAGCCAAGCUCUUCCAGACAGCUGAGGAGAUGGCUGCCAGCCUCACAGUGCAGACGGAGUCGGGCUGUGCCAACAUUGUCACGGCUGCGCCCUGCCAGUCUGACCCACAGCAGUAUGAGACUCAGUUCUCCAGGCUGCGCUCUUUUCUGUCAGAAACAGAAAUAUCCUGGGCGAAGGAGGUGAGCAGCAUCCUCUACCCGCUCUUCGUCUACCUCCACCUGGACAUGGUGCACUGCGGCCUGAAGGGGGCAGUAGAUGGCUUUUACAGCCGUUUCCAUGGUGCCUUUCUUCAGGACAGUGAGCAGCGCGCCACCAUAGAGCAGCUCCGCCAUGUUCUCACCGCUCAGGAUGUAGCAGCCAACCCCAAGCUGAGUGCCUUCCUGGAGCACAAGUAUGUGGUUCACCUAACGGAGCCAGCCUACAGCUACCUGCUGCGUUACCUGCAGAGCGAGGACAACAGCGCCCUCUGCAGGGCCCUCAGCACGCACCUGCAGGUAGAGGUCACUGCCUCGAGGCGUACAGACUACCAGCUGUAUGGAGCUGCAGGCGGGGCUACAAACGCACCAAACUCCACCUCCUCCUGGGCGGGGGUGGAUGGGGCGGAGAGCGGGGAGGGUGUCGAGGUCCCAGCAGGGAUCCCACAGAGUGAGGCGGCCCUGGAGGCUCUGCAGGACUGCAUCAAGAAAGUUCGGGAAGGCCCCCCCACGCUGACCACCGUGUGUUUCUACGCCUUCCACCACACGGAGCAGAUGUUGAACACUGCAGAGGUCUCGGCCGACAGCCGGCUGCUGGCCGCCGGCUUUGACAGCUCAACGGUGAAGCUGUGGAGCCUCCGAGCCAGAAAGCUGAAGGCCAAACCGCAUCAGGCUGAUGUGUCGCUCAUCCACCUGGCCUGUGACGUCCUGGAGGAGGAGGUGGAUGAAGAAGACAGCUCCGGCAGCGAGAUAAAGACUUUGCGAGGUCACAGCGGCCCCGUGUUUCGUACCGCCUUCCUGACAGACAGCUCCGGCCUCCUCUCCUGCUCUGAGGACACAACCAUCCGGUACUGGGACCUGGGCAGCUUCACCAACACGGCUCUGUACCGGGGCCACGUCUACCCGGUGUGGGACGUGGACGUCAGUCCCUGCAGCCUUUACUUCGCCAGCGGCUCCCACGACCGCACGGCCCGACUCUGGACGUUCUCCCGCACCUACCCACUGCGGGUUUACGCCGGACAUCUCGCCGACGUCGACUGCGUCAAAUUCCACCCCAACUCCAACUACCUGGCCACCGGCUCCACAGACAAGACUGUCCGAUUGUGGAGCACCCAGCAGGGGGCGUCUGUGCGCCUCUUCACUGGCCACCGUGGCCCAGUGCUGUCACUCGCUUUCUCACCUAACGGGAAGUAUUUAGCGUCUGCCGGCGAGGACCAGAGGGUGAAGCUCUGGGACUUAGCCUCAGGGACGUUGUUCAAAGACCUGCGGGGACACACGGACAGCGUCACCAGCCUGUCGUUCAGCCCGGACAGCAGCCUGGUGGCGUCGUCGUCUAUGGACAACUCAGUUCGGGUGUGGGACAUCAGGAACUCCCACGGCGGGACGCCAGCCGACGGCUCGUCCAACGAGCUGGUGGGACUUUACACUGGAAACACCAGCAACGUGCUGAACGUCCAGUUCAUGGCCUGCAACCUGCUGCUGGUGACAGGAACUGCACAAGAGAAGGCAGAACAGUAGCCACGGCGGUCCGGUCUGUGUGUCUGGGAGAAAAGCUGGAAGAUCUCCAGAUGUUUGAGGAUGUUGUCAGCAGUCAGAUUGUUGAGUUCUCUGAGAGGUUCACUGUCACCACCUGCCUGCCGGUCAGACGUUUGUCUUCAGCAUAGGAUGGCUGCAUUCUUCCAAAAUCGGGUUACGUACACAUUUAUGGAUAAAUGAUCAUUUUGUCCUCGCUCAUAUUUUCUAAUUACCAACACAUCUUCUGUAGGUGUCAGUAUUAAACCUCAGUUUCUCAUGUACCCAGUGAGUAAACAGUGUAAAGUUCUGGUUCAGCUAUGUGGUCAGACUGUUUCCUGUGCAGUCAAACAAAAGAUUUAAAUUUAAAAAAAGCUAAAAUUAGUAAAUGUUGACAUUUUCAGAAACAGAGUCAUUGUAAUCCCAGUGUGUCCACUAAAGAGAUCAGUUCAGGAUGUGUUUAGCUUAGCACAGAUACUAGAAACAGGAGGAACUGCUAAAUAGCUAAAACACGACCUCGAGUCCACACUGUAAUUCUGAAAUUGUUGAAAAGACGCAUGUUGUCGAGCUCGAGGUCGUGUUUCUCUGUUUUAGAUACGGUUUUGUCCUGCUUUCAUGUUUGUGAGAAGCUCAUCACGCUCUGUCGGGCUGAGUGUCGUCUGCAGAUAAGAUACCUGAGUUUUAUUAAAGGAAACAAAACAAAUAUUUAUUUGGAUACAUUACUUUAAAGAAUAUAAACAUGAUUUCUACAAAGAAUCCAAAGUUUAGAAUAUUAAAUGUUCUCUAAACACAAAUGGAAAUACAAGAACUUUGCCCUUAAAUAAGCCCUGAAAUGUCUCGGACUUAUGGGAAAUAUUGUUCAUUUAAAGGCUCCUUAAAACAUUUAUAUUGAGUAAUAAAUAACAUUAGAUCAUAUUCGGGGGUUUAACUUCCAGUUCUGGACUCUUUUACCUGCUGGAUGCGCUGAGAUGAAACUGAAUCUUCUGAUAUGACUUUGUGUAGGACGCCAUCGAGGCUCGUUCCAAAAAUGUUGGUCUGUUCCUUUAAAAGUUCUCUUGGUGUGUCACCCCGACAGUUCGGCCCUCUUCAGACCCGGUGUGACCAUCCGUCCUGAGUGAUCCGAUCACAGGUGUCAACGCCCCCAAGAUGUAAGAUGAGGACUGAUUUCAGCCAGCAAACUACUAACUUCAAUAGCACCAAACUCCCUUUAAAAAUCGUCUGAUUUAAGAGGUGUUGAGUGAGGAGAAACUUUGUCAAACCGCUCUGACAAAUUCUACAUUCAGUGUUAAAUGCAACACAUGAAGUUGUUUGCUUCCUAGUAAAAAGUGUCAGUUUUGUGACAACAUUUUAUUGACACUAGACAUGUCAAAUUGUAUAAUUGAAAAAUAACCAAGACUCCCUUAAGAAAAUGCUCAAUUUAAGGAGGUUGUGAGUCAGAAACUGAUAGACGCUGUCACUGACAUUCUUAUUCAUGUGGGGCUUCUUGUCAAUCUGGCAAAUGUUGUAUGUUAAGUUCAACAAGUGGUCACUCGAGACGCGAUCAGGAAGCAUGUGAGUGAUUUAAAGCCGUCUGCUUGUGAUCGGAUCUCUCAGGACGGUUGUUAAUAUCAGGAAAAGGGCCUGAAUGAAUUUGCUGUUGUGGGACAUUUUACAGGAAGACAGUUUUCAGUCUGAUUUGAUGUCACGACUGUAUUCAGAGUUUUAAAGGCUCAAAGUCGGAACAUAGAAGCUAAAGUGAACGAAGGAAGUGUGUUUAUCUUCUGCUGUGGUUUUGUCUCCGAGUCAGCCUGUUGUAAGUUUUAGUUAAAGAGUGUAAAUAGCCUUGUUGAGGAAAUUUCUAAGAAUUAAAGGCUGUGCAAUGCUUAAAAAAUGUAUAUAAACUGUAUUUUUGUAAUAUUUUGGCUACCGAGAGUCGCCAGUCAGGUUGUGUUGAAUGAGGGCUAUAAAAAUUGCUGAUGUAGAAGCUGAUUUAAUAUUUCUGAACUCUUUUCAUACAUUCAAAGUGUGACAAGGAUUUUUUGUUCUUCUAGUUUUUGAAUAUUUCAUUUAUAAAAACCUGGAAUUUGUCCUUUUUUGUGUUUGUCAGUAAACGUCUGUUCGCUCCUGUUGCCCAAAACAAAGAAUAAAUAACAGAAUAUAUUUGAACAGAU